AUGUAAUCAAAUAGAUACUUGCAGUCUGGAAAUAGACUUGGACGAUUGAAUUCAAUCGACAAUCUUCACAAGACCGAAGAGUAAAACAUUAGUCCCAUAAUGAAACAAAGACUUUUAAAUGAUCCAGUUCAAAAGGAUUGGUCUAACGUAAUUAAGAGCUAGAUAUAAGUAUUUGAUAAGAUGAAAGAAGAUUCUAAGAUAUAUCAAACCUAAGUCAAGAAAGCUUAUGCAGAUGAAUUAAAGACUGCUGAAUAGUAGAAACUAUAAUAAAAAAGAGAGGAAGAAGUGGCAAGAGCUACUUAUGAACUUCAGUAAAAGGAAUCAUUAGAAUAGUAAAAUUAUAAAAUAAAAAAUUGGGCAUUGGAAGAUAACAAACGUCAAAAGUAGUAACUGGCAGAUGAAUACGGAACUUCAAUUACAAAUUAAAAAGCAAAGUAAUAAGAGAUAAGAUAAUUAGAGAUGAUUGAUGAAUAAAGAAGAAUAUAAGAAGCACAUAGGUCUCUAGAACUAGAAAAAAUUGUUAAAAAGCAAAAACUAGAUAAUUAUAGGAAGCAAUUAGAUGCUUAGCUAAAUAUGAAGGGAGACAAUAGUAAUAUAGAGAGGAAAUUAGGACAAGAUUUCACUUAAGAAGAAUUGAUGCUUUUACAUAUGAAUGCUUAGAGAGAACUCAAUAAUGAAGAAUAGUAUAGAUAAAAAUUUGUAAAAAAGGAUGAAGUUAUGAAGAACAGACAAUAACAGUUCCAAGAAAUGGUAAUGAAUCAAAAUAUGCAUAAGGACUUUUUAAUAAAUCAAACUAUCAAUUAAAGAGAAGAAGAUUAUAAAAAAUAGUAAGAAUAAAGAGAAAAUGACAUGAAACGUAUGAGAAUGGCUAUGAGUGAGGACAGAUAAAGAACCCUAGAGUAUCAAAUCUAAGAGAAAAAUCAAUAGAAAAUGAUGGAGAGAGAAAAGUAUAUGAAAAAUAUGGAGGAUAGAUUUAAAUAAGAAAAUGACUACAAAUAGUAUGUCAUCUAAUAACAGCAGUAAAAACUUGACUAACAAAAGGGCUACAGAUAAAUUUUAGAUCAGAUGGUGAUUAAAAAUAACUAGCCAACUGGUAGAUCUAGCAAUCUGGAAGGCUUAUAAUCAGGCAGAGGUAACUAAGAUUAGGGAAAUAAUUUCGAUGUGGGUAUUAUACCAGGAUAAAUUUCAGUUAGUAAAUAUCUUGCGGAUGCUAGAAAGAGUCCAAGAGAUGGUGGAUAAUAAUUGCUGCUUGAUGACUAGUACUAAAUUGAGGAUUCUCAAAAAUACAAAAGUCUACUAUACAAAGAUGACUCUAUAAACCAAUCAAUGAAUUAAUCACUUGACUAUUCAAAUAUUCAUUCUUAGAAGAAUCUGAAUUAAACUACAAACUUAAAAGGGAAAAUGGGCUCUAUCAAUUCGUCAUUAUAAGAUGCUGCUUAAAUGCAGUUGAACUUAUUUAAUCCCAAAGCAAGCUACAAUCCAAUUACAAAUCCCAUACCAAUAGUUAAUCAAAAUCCAUAUAUCAGCAAAGGGAGAUUAGAUAUUGGUUAGAGUUAGAGAGUCAGGGGAAAAAUCAUGAAAAGUAAUGAAAUGUCUCUUAAUAAUAGUUACGCUAUUUGA
Messenger RNA from Stylonychia lemnae, 1620 nucleotides. Lineage: Eukaryota; Ciliophora; Spirotrichea; Sporadotrichida; Oxytrichidae. The record is from the annotation of a GenBank genome assembly.